Fundulus heteroclitus (mummichog) is the source of this 1267-nucleotide messenger RNA. RefSeq names its product protein C19orf12 homolog. NCBI's taxonomy places the organism in Eukaryota, Metazoa, Chordata, Actinopteri, Cyprinodontiformes, Fundulidae. The coding region runs from base 183 to 608 and encodes 141 amino acids. The transcript has 3 exons. The record is from RefSeq and is a predicted model, not a curated record.
CCGUGACGUAGGGGAAGUACCGAAUGGAGGCAGCUGCUGGACAUCAAUAGAGCAAAGGCUAGGAACCAGAGACGGUUCAGCGCACACUGGGAGCUCAGCAGCGCUCUGUUGGGAAGAAGCCAAGCUUAUUUCCUUCCUGCUGACCGACCACUGUCCUCCCCCCACCGUGCUCCGGCUCAGGAAUGGCGCCGCGGAUGGAUGACGUCAUGCGCCUGUGCUGUGAGCUGUCGGCACACGAGCAGAUCAAAGUGGCGGUGAAAAGCUCCGCCAAGGGAGCGGCUGUGGCAGGGGGGACCGCGUUUGUCGGGGGUCUGCUGGGUGGACCUGCAGGGAUUGCUGUUGGUGGAGCAGUGGGGGGCCUGUUGGGCAGCUGGCUAACCAGCGGGCAGUUCAGGCCUCUGCCUCAGAUCCUGAUGGAGCUGCCACCCAAACAGAAGGAGCAACUCUACAGCAACAUCGUUGGCUUGCUGGACAGCGUGGAGUGGAUGGACGCGGCCCAGCUCAUUGCCCUGGUUAUGGGCAACGCCACCCUGCAGCAGCAGGUCACCGCCGCCCUGCUAAGCUACGUCACAAAGGAGCUCCGAGCUGAAGUGCGGUACGGGGACUGAGCUGUGGCUCAGCGUGGACCUGGUGCAGUCCAGACAAGGCUUUGCAGGUGGUGGACACUGAUGCUUUCAUAGACACAGAACGAUAGAUGGCUCAAACCUUUCUGUUUUUUGUUUUUUUUUUUAGUAUCAGGAGAAACAAUCAUGUUUUGGAUACAAACUAAAUUCCAGUUUACAUGUUUAAAAUGUGCAUCAUUUAUCUCCCACCUUUCCUCUUUCGACCUAUGCUGCCUUUGUUGAUUUGAACUUUCAAUUAAAGUUUUUAUUAGUGAUUCAAUUCAGAGUGAUCUUGAUUGUAAAAUAAAUGUUAAAUGCAAUAAAUACAUUAGCCAAGUGGGAUGAGCAGGUUUGGACUUAAAGUCAACUAUAACAUAGUUUGACCAACAUGUUAGCUGGAAGUCAUGUUAGCUUUUUGGCCUGACCCAACCAGUCCUGACCUGCGGAUGGGUGUAAAGAUAAAGUAGUAGUAGUAUAGAUUAGGGUGAUGGCCAGGAGGCCCACCAACCUGACAGACUUGGAGCCAAAGGGAAAUCAUCCAGAGGAAACCUGCUGGCCAGACAUGGCAGGUCGGACUAUUACUCAUUGAGGUUUAUCCAUCGAUUAGAAGGGUAUAACCAUUUUUAAUAUGCUGUUGUGUAAUAAAUUAUUUUCCAGAACUGAAA